This is a messenger RNA of Dinoponera quadriceps, 2090 nucleotides long. It is a transcript of the gene RfC38, whose product is annotated as replication factor C subunit 3. The coding region runs from base 751 to 1815 and encodes 354 amino acids. Lineage: Eukaryota; Metazoa; Arthropoda; Insecta; Hymenoptera; Formicidae. Gene Ontology annotation, cellular component: DNA replication factor C complex; nucleus. The record is from RefSeq and is a predicted model, not a curated record. Gene Ontology annotation, biological process: DNA-templated DNA replication; DNA repair. The transcript is spliced from 5 exons. Gene Ontology annotation, molecular function: DNA binding; DNA clamp loader activity.
UAUACAAUUUCUACACAUUCCUUAACAAUAUUGUCCCAGUAAACAUGUCAACAUGUUUUAGAUUUAAUCUAAAGUACACCUUUUUAACUAAAAUAAAUGUUUAUCAUGCAUAAAAUAUAAUGCAUUUAAAAUAUAUUCGAGUUUAAAAAUGUGUGGAAAAAGUAAACAUGACUAAAAGAAAGUGAAGGUAACAAAACGUAAAAAAUGCAUAUGAAUAGACCGACACUUGUUCCCGCACUAUUGGCAGUUUUUUGGUUAUGUCGUCCAGUGGGUGCAAAACGGUGAACGCAGUUAAGUUCAGAGAUCCAAUGAGAGAACGAAUUAAUCAAAACUAAAUUCUUUUAUUGGACAUCGUCUGCGCUCUGAACUUUUUAGCUACGUCAAUAGAGGUUUGUUCGUUUUCGCUGCACCGCUGCAAUAAGUUGAAGCGAGACAAGUAUAUGUUGUCUCAUUUCAACUUAUUGCAGCGGCGCAGCGAAAACGAACAGACCUCAAAUCAUUUUGUUUCCCGCUAUACUUUAGUACGCGUGAUAGCAAGGUGAACUGGUGUUACAAAUUUUGAUUUUCUUAUGCGCUACAUAUCAAUAAAUUGCUUGACAUAAGUUUCUAUUGAGCUCUAUUUUAUACAUAUAUUACGAUUUUGUGUAUAGAUGUGAUAAUUGUGAAAUAUAUGACAUUUUAAAAGUUUUAUUGUCGUUUUUGGACACGGUACAGUAAAAGCAGCAAUUGUAAAUAAUUUCGGACAACAAAAUGAGUUUGUGGGUUGAUAAAUAUCGUCCCACAUCACUUUCCAAAUUAGAUUAUCAUCUUGAACAAGCAGAGGACUUAAAAAACAUGGUUCAAAAACGGGACUUUCCACAUUUACUAGUGCAUGGACCACCAGGUGCAGGAAAGAAAACCCGAAUAUUGUGUAUUUUAAAAGAACUCUAUGGGAAUGCAGCUGAGAGAUUAAAAAUAGAAAACAUGCAGUUCGAGACAGCUUCCAAGAAAAAGUUGGAGAUACUAACAAUAAGUAGUAAUUAUCAUACCGAAGUAAACCCAAGUGAUGCAGGAAUACAUGAUAGAAUUGUUGUUAUGGAGUUAAUAAAAGCAACUGCGCAAACACACCACAUAGAUAUAGGUCAAAAAGAAUUUAAAGUGGUACUGCUGUCAAAUGUGGAUCAACUUACGAGGGACGCACAGCAUGCGCUUCGUAGAACAAUGGAGAAAUACAUCAAUACAUGCAGAUUGAUUCUUUGUGCUAACUCAACGUCACGAGUUCUACCUGCGAUUCGAUCGCGAUGUGUACGAAUCCGAGUCCCUGCGCCAACAGCUUCUGAAAUAAAAAAUGUCCUACAUUCAAUUUGUAAACGCGAAGGACUCGCUUUGCCCGACGAAUUGGCCGAUCGAGUAAUCGAGGCUAGUGACAGAAAUCUCAGACGAGCAAUAUUAAUGCUUGAAGCUUGCAAAGUUGAGCAAUAUCCAUUCACUGCCAAUCAAAAGAUAUCAGAGCCGGAUUGGCAAGUAUACAUACGUAAUACAGCUACUAUGAUGGUUUCUGAACAAUCUCCCAAGGUACUUCUGGAGACGCGCAAUAGAUUUUACGAUUUAUUAACGCGUGCCAUACCAUGUGAUCUAAUAUUCAAAGGAUUGUUGCAAGAGUGUGUAAAGAAAUGCGAUGACCAGUUGAAAAGAGAAAUUAUCGAUAUUGCGACCGAAUACCAACACAGAAUGAUACGUGGAUCGAAACCUAUUUUCCAUUUAGAAGCCUUCGCUGCACGAUUUAUGGCGAUCUAUAAGAAAUAUAUCGAUUCAUCUUUAGAAGGUUUCGUGUAAAAUCCGUACCUUUUGUGUCAUGCUUUUCAUACUUUUGAUAUGUUUUGAUAUAGUUAUGCUGUACAACGGUUGUAAUAUUUAUACCAUGAUACGAUUCUCGAUAUCUAUUUUUGAACAUUUUAUUCUGAAUAUUGUAAAUAGGAAGAAGUGAAAUUCGUACUUGAUAAUAUACAAUUUUUGUAUUUUAAAUGAUACAAAUUUAAUUCAACUUACAUGUUUUCCCAUUAAAAUCCCCCUGCCUCUGAUGUUAAAGAUGUUUUUUUAAAAAUAUUCUA